AUGCAUUUUGCUACCAUCAUCGCUACUGCUGCUCUCGCCAUGGGCGUCGCAGCUGAGCCUGCCUCUAAAGAUCUUCCCUUCAACGUCAUUUCUGCCCGCAUUUGGAGCUCUAAGGACUGCGGAGGCGACAACAACAAUGGAAAUCUUGGCGAAUUGACCACGCAUCGUGAUGAGCUCAACGAAUGCUUCAAGUUCAUCGACAAGGUCAAGUCUGUGAGCCAGUAUGAGCAUGCCAAAGGCUGCAAGCUUCUUCUCUUCACAGACAGCAACUGCAAGCGUGGACAGAAGACUGUCAAGGAUGACCAGUGUCGCGAGACUUCUUCUCACUUCAGCAGCUACAAGACUGUUUGCAACUAA
This is a messenger RNA of Fusarium mangiferae, 357 nucleotides long. RefSeq lists its product as uncharacterized. Bases 1 to 357 code for a protein of 118 amino acids. The record is from RefSeq and is a predicted model, not a curated record. The transcript has 2 exons. NCBI's taxonomy places the organism in Eukaryota, Fungi, Ascomycota, Sordariomycetes, Hypocreales, Nectriaceae.